Phaeodactylum tricornutum CCAP 1055/1 is the source of this 744-nucleotide messenger RNA. RefSeq lists its product with no specific name. Gene Ontology annotation, cellular component: extrinsic component of membrane; cytosol; phagophore assembly site membrane. The record is from RefSeq and is a predicted model, not a curated record. Gene Ontology annotation, biological process: nucleophagy; protein localization to phagophore assembly site; protein lipidation. NCBI's taxonomy places the organism in Eukaryota, Bacillariophyta, Bacillariophyceae, Surirellales, Neidiaceae. Gene Ontology annotation, molecular function: protein binding; phosphatidylinositol-3,5-bisphosphate binding; phosphatidylinositol-3-phosphate binding. The transcript has 2 exons. The annotation marks the transcript as partial.
UUGCUUACCUGUGCUUUCAAUCAAGAUGGAGGAUGCCUAGCCGUUGGCACAAGCACUGGAUUCUCCGUGCACAAUCUACAUCCCAACUACGCUGUUUCCGUUUCACGGACUCUGCAAGGUGGUAUAGGAGUCGUGGAAAUGCUCUUUCGAUGCAAUCUCAUGGCGUUGGUAGGUGGUGGCCCGUCUCCGCAAGCAUCGCCACAUCGAGUUUUGAUCUGGGACGAUCACAUUCCCAAAGAAAUCGGAGAAUUGACCUUUCGGCAGGUAGUGCUACGAGUACGGAUGCGGAAAGACACGAUUGCGGUAGCCUUGCGUGACCGAGUCUAUGUGUACCAUUUGGCGGAUCUGAGCUUACGGGACAAGAUAUAUACGGCAGAUAAUCCGCACGGUCUGCUGUGCCUAUCGACGCAGAUUCAAGACAUGGUUCUGGCUUGUCCGUCGGUGACGACCGGACAUGUGCGUGUUGAACUUUAUGGAUUACGGAAAACAGUACUAAUGGAGGCACACGAAAGCGCCUUGCGUGGACUGGCGUUGACGGCUGAUGGUUCCAAAUUGGCGACCGCCUCGGGCAAGGGAACGGUGAUUCGGGUAUGGGAUGUGGCCACGGCAACUUGUUUGCAUGAGUUCCGCCGAGGUGUCGAGCGGACCACUAUAACCUGUCUUGCUUUUAGUUGGAAUCACGCCUACCUAGCGUGUACGAGUGAUAGGGGGACGACUCACAUUUUUGCUGUUCAAGAAGCGGAA